This is a messenger RNA of Dichotomopilus funicola, 1185 nucleotides long. RefSeq names its product 39S mitochondrial ribosomal protein L46-domain-containing protein. The coding region runs from base 1 to 1185 and encodes 394 amino acids. Gene Ontology annotation, cellular component: mitochondrial large ribosomal subunit. The record is from RefSeq and is a predicted model, not a curated record. NCBI's taxonomy places the organism in Eukaryota, Fungi, Ascomycota, Sordariomycetes, Sordariales, Chaetomiaceae. The transcript has 3 exons. Gene Ontology annotation, molecular function: structural constituent of ribosome.
AUGAUGUCGGCGCCGGGAAGAGGGUCGGCCCUGCUUAGGGGAUCCCAGCGAGUGUGCACCCAGUGUGCUCGUCCCGCCCCCCGGCCUAGGAUAACCACCACCACCACCUUCCCAGCUGCGACAACACUUACUUCUCGAGCGGCCACCCUUCCCUUAGCCUCCCGCCGUUACUACGCCGUCGAAGCAGCGACAAGCACCGCCAGCACCCCCCACUCUGCCCCGCAGCCCCCAUCAGCAACACAACCACCAGCCGCCUCCACAAGCAGCACAACAACCACCACCUCCUCAAACCCCUCCACCUCCAACGCAGCAGCAUCAACCUCAACCGCCCCAACCCCCCAACCCAACCCCCCCCUCUACCGCAUCAAAUCCGCCCUCAUCCUCUCCCGCCCCCCCCUCCUAACCCGCGACCAACACCCCUUCGAAUCCGCCUUCUACCUCUACCAAAAACGCCUCAACGACCGUCUCACCGCCCCCUUCCGCCGCCCGUUCUACUUCCGCCAAAACACCGCCACCGACAUCGACUUCCGCAUGAAGCUCCGCGAGCGCCACGGGGUCCCCGCCAAGGACAUCGGCCGGUACAACUCGCGGGGCCGCAUGGCGUGGAACGACGAGGUACUGGUGGGGUCGACGACGUCGGAUCCGCAAGUCGUGGUGGAGAAGUUGUUGGCGGAUGCGGAGAUGCGGAUUAGUGAGGAUGGGGAGCCGAUUACGGCGGAGGAGAGGGUGCCUGUGGAGAGGCCGAUGCCGAGGCGGAGUGAGGCGGAUGAGAAGGGGGAUGUGAAGAGGUUGGAUCGGGCGAUGGAUCGGACGCUGUAUUUGGUGGUGAGGAAGGGGGAAGGGGAGGAAGGGGUGUGGGGGUUUCCGGCGGGGAUGGUGAUGACGGAGGAGACGUUGGAUGAGACCGCCGCCCGCGUCCUCGCCGAAUCAGCCGGUAUCAACAUGAACACCUGGCUGGUCGGCCGCGUCCCCGUAGCCCACCACGUGACCCCGCCGCAGCCCGAACUCGACAUCCGCGGCGAAAAGACCUUCUUCAUCAAGGGCCGCAUCAUGGCCGGGCAGGCCGACCUGACGGGGAACACGCACGGUCUGACCGAUUUCCGCUGGCUCACGCGUGAAGAACUGGAGGAGCUGCUGCCGGAGAAGUAUUUCAAGUCGGUUCGGGGGAUGAUGGAUUUGAGGUAG